GUGGAACCACCGAUCUAUGUUGUUGGCGAUAUACACGGGCAAUUCGAAGACCUCAUGGCAUUGUUCACUCUCAAUGGCUUUCCACCAUCCAGGCAGUAUCUUUUCCUCGGUGAUUAUGUUGAUCGUGGACCAUAUUCUCUUGAAUGUAUCGUACUUCUGUUUGCUUACAAAGUUUUGUAUCCAGAUAUAGUAACUCUUUUGCGUGGCAACCAUGAAUCACGGCCAGUUAACAAGCAAUAUGGCUUUUAUACGGAAUGUACUAAACGUGCUUCCAAUUUGCAUUUUAUUGCAUGCCAUUUUGUGCUCGUAUUGCGAAAAGAAUAUUAUGUAUGCAUGGCGGUAUCAGUGAAGGAUUAA
Messenger RNA from Gongylonema pulchrum, 357 nucleotides. Lineage: Eukaryota; Metazoa; Nematoda; Chromadorea; Rhabditida; Gongylonematidae. The record is from the annotation of a GenBank genome assembly.